Molecule: messenger RNA, 882 nt
Organism: Penicillium subrubescens
Lineage: Eukaryota; Fungi; Ascomycota; Eurotiomycetes; Eurotiales; Aspergillaceae
Exons: 4
Coding region: 1-882 (293 amino acids)
Source: RefSeq, a predicted model, not a curated record
AUGCCUCGUCUCCACCUUCUUACCUAUACCCGCGUCGACUACCUUUGCGAUCUCGGCGAGGUCGCUACCGCGCGGCUAGACAAGGAACCAGGUCGCCUUAGCGAGUUUCUUGGACGCCACGGACGCAGGCCUAACGCGGUCGGGCGUGUCGGAGACGCUAAGCAGCACACCGCCCUCCCUAACGGCAGUCCAGCACCCGGCGAGAGAGUCGCCGCUGACGCAGUCGAGCGCUAUAUCACACUACGUCGAGGACGGGUCCUAGGCAGCCUAAUCGGCGACCGACUGCUUAGUGUAGUCGAUAAUAUCUGUAGCGCCGGCCUUGUGCACGUCGUUAACCUUGGAGGGCCUAGACAUAGCGACGAUAGCGCCUGCGCCUGCUGCGGCGGCGAGCUGCACGGCCUAGCUGCCGACGCUGCCGCUCGCCGCUGUGAUAAGUACCCUUACCUUACCGUUGGCUUCACGAACCUUAGCGUCGCCGCCUUAAGUAACGAUAGCCCGUGGGUUGAGCAGGCUGUGCUCAAAGAGCCCCUAAUAGGCGUCGCUGAGGCAGCUACAGCGGUCGGCAUAGUUGCGGAAGUAGACCUUAUCGCCGGGCUUAAAGGGGGACCUAAUAGGGGCCGUGACGACGACGCUAGCGCCCUUAGUGCCGGGGACGCGCUCGCGGUCGGUAGUGAAGGCCUCCGGGAAGUAGCGCUCUUAAGUAAGCCAGCUGAGGCAGGGCGACGUAGCCUUAAUCUGCACAAGCUGCUCUUCGGUGUCGCCUUCCUUAGGCAUAGGGAGGGCCGUCUCGGUGAGGAUAAGGGUGUCGAUCUUAGGUGUGGCCUUUUUGAGGGUGUUAGUGAUGUCUCGCCGUUUGUUGUUCCGCCCGCCUCUACUGGUUGA